AUGUCAGAAUGUUAGGUUUUGACAUUUCUCCUUCUGUUGGAGUGGAUGUCAGAAUGUUAGGUUUUGACAUUUCUCCUUCUGUUGGAGUGGAUGUCAGAAUGUUAGGUUUUGACAUUUCUCCUUCUGUUGGAGUGGAUGUCAGAAUACUAGGUUUUGACGUUUCUCAUUCUGUUGGAGUGGAUGUCAGAAUACUAGGUUUUGACGUUUCUCCUUCUGUUGGAGUGGAUGUCAGAAUACUAGGUUUUGACAUUUCUCCUCCUGUUGGAGUGGAUGUCAGAAUACUAGGUUUUGACGUUUCUCCUUCUGUUGAAGUGGAUGUCAGAAUACUAGGUUUUGAUGUUUCUCCUUUUGUUGGAGUGGAUGUCAGAAUACUAGGUUUGACGUUUCUCCUUCUGUUGGAGUGGAUAUCAGAAUACGAUCAUUUUCACCAAUCAGCUUUUUGUAGGGGACGGAAUUGAAAUGUUGGCACCUUCCUCCUCUUUUUCUU
Molecule: messenger RNA, 487 nt
Organism: Limulus polyphemus (Atlantic horseshoe crab)
Lineage: Eukaryota; Metazoa; Arthropoda; Merostomata; Xiphosura; Limulidae
Exons: 2
Coding region: 9-458 (149 amino acids)
Source: RefSeq, a predicted model, not a curated record